Molecule: messenger RNA, 1521 nt
Organism: Salvia miltiorrhiza (redroot sage)
Lineage: Eukaryota; Viridiplantae; Streptophyta; Magnoliopsida; Lamiales; Lamiaceae
Product: polygalacturonase At1g48100
Exons: 7
Coding region: 30-1430 (466 amino acids)
Biological process (GO): carbohydrate metabolic process
Molecular function (GO): polygalacturonase activity
Source: RefSeq, a predicted model, not a curated record
AUUGCAAAAAAGAAAGUUCAGAUUGAAAGAUGAAGAGAGCCCAAAAAACCUCCUCCCUUCUACUCCUCCUUGUCCUCUGCCUUCUCAUCUUAGCUGCAUUCUCCAAAAUCGAGGCGCGAAAACACCAUGGAAAGAGGAUCAAAAUGCACAAGCACAAGAGGAGCAAAAAUGGUGAUGCAUCUCUUGCUCCUGCACCAGCUCCACUGCCUGACUCCGGCCCGGGCCCCUCAAAAUCGCCCGUGUUCAACAUCUUGUCGUUCGGAGCUAGGGCUAACGGAGUCUCCGACGACUCAAAGGCGCUUCUAGAAGCUUGGAAAUCGGCCUGCAAAGUGGCCGGAGGCGUUGUGGAGAUUCCGGUGGGGCUCGAGUUUCUCAUCAAGCCUCUCACUCUGCAAGGGCCAUGUAGGCCUAAUCUUGUUUUGCAGAUAGACGGGACCCUUUUGGCCCCCCGGAAAAUCGGGUCGUGGCCGGAAUCCAGUUUGUAUCAAUGGAUGAAUUUCAAAUGGCUGCAGAAUUUCACCAUACAAGGUGGUGGCACAGUUGAUGGCCAAGGCUCAAACUGGUGGGCUUCUUCUCAACCUAAUCAAAAGAAGAAAGCUAAAAGAAUUCCAGACAUAAAACCAACUGCUUUGAGAUUCUACAAGAGCUAUGAUAUCACAGUUGUUGAUGUAAGAAUCAUAAACAGCCCUUUAUGCCACCUCAAAUUCGACAACUCGAAGCGUGUGAAGGUGAAGAAUGUGACAAUCUCUGCACCUCAAGACAGCCCAAACACUGAUGGAAUCCAUCUCCAAAACUCCCAAGAUGUUGAAAUCCUCCAUUCUGAUAUUGGAACAGGAGAUGAUUGUGUCUCAAUACAAACAGGCUGCUCCAACAUUCAUGUCCAUCACAUUAACUGUGGCCCUGGCCAUGGCAUAAGCCUAGGAGGGCUCGGCAAGGACCACCGCGUCGCGUGCGUCUCCGACGUGCUAGUCGAGAGCAUCGCGAUGCGCGGGACCCUCUACGGCGCGAGGAUCAAGACGUGGCAGGGCGGGCAAGGAUCCGUCAAGAACGUGACAUUCUCCGACAUACAAGUCACGGACGUCAAGGUCCCCAUCGCCAUCGAUCAGUUCUACUGCGACAAGAAUGUCUGCAGGAAUCAGACGGCCGCCGUCGCGAUCUCGGGAGUUCGAUUCCAUGGGAUCAAAGGGACUUAUGCGGCGCAGCCGAUUCACCUCGCCUGCAGCAGCUCCGUCCCGUGCGUGGACGUCGAGCUCGCCGCGAUCGAGCUCGAGCCGUCGCCCAACUACGGCGGGUUUCAGCAGGCGCUGUGCUGGAACUCCUACGGGAAGUCGUCGGGGCCGCUUGCUCCGGCGAGCAUGGACUACUGCGUGAGGAGUGGGAGCGAUGUUGUGAGGAGGAUUUCGAGGUCUCGUGAUGUUGGGUGCUGGUGAGCUCGUUGCGUCGCGUCGUGUCGAGGGGGCCUUAAUUUUUUCGGGGGACCUCAUUUCGAGUUCGAUGUAUGUAAAUGAAUCGAAUCGAAUC